AUGGAUGGUGCAGAGCAUGUUGCUUGCUCAGUUGGAACGGGGCCAGUUGAUGCAGCAUAUGAGGCAGUUGAUCUUAUUGUGAAGGUUCCUGUAACGCUUCUUGAGUAUUCCAUGAAUGCAUUGACUGAAGGCAUUGAUGCUAUAGCCACCACUAGAGUUCUAAUUCGCGGGCAGGAGAGCUACACAUCAACGCAUGCUUUGACAGGAGAAACUGUCGACCGUGCUUUCAGUUUGGCAACAAUGGAUAUUGUCGUAUCCAGUGUUCGUGCCUAUGUUGGUGCACUUAACAAGAUGCUUGGUUUCAAGAACCGGUUUGAAAACGGAGGAUCGUCUGGUAAACUUUAG
Fraxinus pennsylvanica is the source of this 345-nucleotide messenger RNA. NCBI's taxonomy places the organism in Eukaryota, Viridiplantae, Streptophyta, Magnoliopsida, Lamiales, Oleaceae. The record is from the annotation of a GenBank genome assembly.